CUUCUACGGGUGGUGCUUAAUAGAAGAGGUCAAACUACUAUGUCUUCCCCUCAAAUCCAAGACCAUAAACAAGGCGUCGACACUGCCAGCGAUUCUGAAAAAAUCGCCGUCGACGCCGAGUCGCCUCCGCCCGUUUCCCGUCCAGCCCGGCCGCCCAUCGUCUGGUCGUCCCCAAGCGCUUUCGCCGAGUCUUUCGCCGCACGAUGGAAGAGCAUUUGGACUCGCCAGUUCACCUUUUCACUUUUGGCUGGCCAACUGGUUUCCCUGUGUAUCACCUGUACGAACGUUACAACCACAGAAUUGGUUAAGAGAGGUUGGACUUUGUCAACUACACAGGGUUUCUUUUUGUACUUUUCCCUGUUCGCUGUCUUCACUCCCUAUACCAUCUACCAAUAUGGAUUUAAAGGCUGGGGAAAGAUGGUUCUGCGAGACGGCUGGAAAUACUUUAUCCUAGCUGCCUGUGACGUGGAAGCCAAUUUCCUAGUCAUCAAAGCCUACCAGUACACCGACCUCUUAUCCUGCAUGCUUCUCGACGCCUGGGCAAUCCCCGUCUGCCUGUUCUUUUCCUGGCUGUACAUGCGUGUCAAAUAUCACUGGACUCAAAUCCUCGGUGUGGGCGUCUGUAUUGGAGGCCUCGGCCUGCUCGUCGUCUCAGACGUCGUAACUGACAAAGGAUGGGACCCCAUCGCUCGAGGAAAAGGGGACGCUUUCAUGAUCGCCGGCGCGACUCUCUACGGCUUCACCAAUGCAACCGAAGAAUUCCUCGUCAGAAAGCGUCCCCUCUACGAAGUCGUUGGGCAACUCGGUCUCUACGCUUUCCUCAUCAACGGCGUCCAAUCCAGCGCACUCGAAUGGAAGGGUAUGACCCAAGUACCAUGGAACGGUGGUAUCAUCGGCCUGUUAUUCGCAUUCACAUGCGCAAUGUUCAUCCUCUACAGCGUCGCACCGAUGAUCUAUCGCUACGCUUCGUCCGCCUACUUUAACCUAUCACUCCUCUCUUCGGAUUUCUAUGGGUUGUUGUUCGGUCUCUUUUUGUACAAAUACAGCCCCUACUGGUUGUACUUCAUCUCCUUCAUCGUCAUCAUCGCUGGAUUGAUCACCUACUUCUGGCACUCGACUCCGGAGGAACAGGGCAUCCUCGACCCCCGUCCCCCCGAAUACGUCAAAAGUCGAGCAGAGAGGAAGGCUGGCAUUGGACAAGACGAAGAGAGCGGCAAGGCCGGCGACGUUUCUCAGGCAGCUACAGAGGCGACAAAACAAGAUGGGAAAGAGGAAGGAAAGGACGGCAAAGACUAGUUCCAACUUCCACGUCUCACCGUCCGCUAACACGAGGACGCGGGUCCUCCUUUUCCUGACUCUUCUCUUUUCUUCCCAUCUAAGUGUCUGUUCUUGGUUCUAUUACUUUUAAACGGAAGACUACAUAGUUUUACGAUUUUAACGAUAUUCCGAAUACGAUAACUUCAUCGUUCACGGC
Molecule: messenger RNA, 1474 nt
Organism: Coprinopsis cinerea okayama7#130
Lineage: Eukaryota; Fungi; Basidiomycota; Agaricomycetes; Agaricales; Psathyrellaceae
Product: DUF914 domain membrane protein
Exons: 10
Coding region: 40-1296 (418 amino acids)
Biological process (GO): transmembrane transport
Cellular component (GO): membrane
Molecular function (GO): transmembrane transporter activity
Source: RefSeq, a predicted model, not a curated record